GUUCCCAUGGGGCCCGUUCAAAUGCUCUUUUUGUUCGUUUUACCCUUUGUGUGUUUUAAAGUUUUCUUUCUUGUGGUUGUUCCUACUUGCUUCUUUGUGGCGCCUUGUUUUCCCGACAUUUCCGCGGCAAUCAGAACCCAUCUAUCCAACUUGGGGCCCAUAAAGAAGACGAAGAAACUUUGUAAGUCCAGUCAGAGUCCUCUCUCCUCUUGGUUCUCGACUGCUUCUCCUAGUACUUUUGAGUUUGAAGAAGAGGAUUCUGGCGAAGAUGAAAAGGAACAUGUUUACAAGCUCGGAAGGGAAGCUUUUGCUUCUUCAGAAAGGCAAUUGACCGGUCAACAAAAGAUAGAAACGGCACAGGUAAAGGAGGCAGGGGUCCAAACUGAUUCCUCGUUGCCAACUGUGCAGAAAAGUUUGAAGAAAUCAGUCACUGAACCAGUCUUAUUUGAAGAGGAGGCUAGUCUGCUGGAGGAAGUGGUAGCAGGAAACCUUCCUAUUCACGCUAUUGAAAAGAACGCAACUGAUUUUGAAACGGCAGUUCGUGUUAGACGAAAGGCAUUUGACAAGCAACUGCACGCAAACUUUUCAGUAGCCUCAACUACUAAUAGCUUCUUUGAUGGCCUACCUUAUCAAGACUUUGAUUAUAAGAGAGUCUACGGAACUUGCUGUGAACUUGUUGUGGGAUAUGUUCCUAUACCAGUUGGUUUUGCCGGACCAGUUAAAGUGAAUGAUGAAAAUGUAUUCUUCCCAAUGGCGACAACUGAAGGUUGCCUGGUUGCUUCUACAAACAGAGGAUGUAAGGCGAUUAUGGAAAGUCAAGGAUGUCUUUCGUAUGUUGUGAGUGAUGGAAUGACCAGAGCUCCCUGUAUUCGCUUUCCUUGUGCAGGGAUGGCAGUCGAGUGCAAGAUUUGGUUAGAACAAGAGGAUACCUUUGAGUUGUUGUCGGAACAGUUCAAUUCCACAUCACGCUAUGGUAGGCUGCAGUCUGUAAAAGUUGCAAUUGCAGGAAGGAAUCUUUAUUUGCGGUUCAAAUGUCUUUCGGGUGACGCAAUGGGGAUGAAUAUGGUAUCAAAAGGAACUGAAAAGGCGUUGGAAGUUAUAAAAGCACAUUUUUCUGAAAUGGAAGUAGUUUCCUUGUCUGGAAAUUACUGUUCUGAUAAGAAACCUUCGGCAGUCAACUGGAUUGAAGGACGUGGGAAGACUGUUGUGGCAGAAGCAGUCAUAAGUGGUGAUGUUGUUGAAAAGGUUUUGAAAACCAAUGUAGCCUCCAUGGUUGAUUGUAAUAUACAAAAGAAUUUAGUUGGGUCUAUUAUGGCGGGAUCUUUGGGAGGUUUCAAUGCACAUGCUGCGAAUAUUGUUGCAGCGAUUUUUAUUGCAACUGGUCAAGAUGCAGCCCAAGUAGUUGAAUCUUCUCAUUGCAUAACGUUGUUAGAACCUGCAAAUAAUGGAAGAGAUUUAAGAAUUUCUGUUACACUUCCAUGUGUCGAAGUAGGUACAGUUGGAGGUGGAACAGUGUUACCCGCCCAAUCGUCAUGUUUGAGAGCAAUGGGAAUAGAUCCUCAGAAUUCCCCAGCACCUGGUCAGAAUUCAAGGAAAUUAGCUACUCUUAUUGGAGCUUCUGUCUUGGCAGGAGAAUUAUCUUUGUUGGCGGCUUUGACUGCUGGGCAUUUAGUCAAAGCACAUAUGCAGUACAAUAGAUCAGUAUCCAAUCUGAAUUUGUACGAUCUUCAAAGACCACGAAGUGCCAGUCAAGGUUUGCCUCCGAAGUUUCCUCCUCCAUCUUGUACUCCAACACACGAUUAGUUUCUUUUUUAUUUUUAGUUUUUUUGUUUUCUUUGUAAAAAUUGGUUUUUAUUUUUUUCGAA
Galdieria sulphuraria is the source of this 1865-nucleotide messenger RNA. Its product is annotated as 3-hydroxy-3-methylglutaryl-CoA reductase, RND family. Gene Ontology annotation, molecular function: hydroxymethylglutaryl-CoA reductase (NADPH) activity; protein binding. The transcript has a single exon. NCBI's taxonomy places the organism in Eukaryota, Rhodophyta, Bangiophyceae, Galdieriales, Galdieriaceae. The record is from RefSeq and is a predicted model, not a curated record. Gene Ontology annotation, biological process: isoprenoid biosynthetic process; coenzyme A metabolic process; sterol biosynthetic process. Gene Ontology annotation, cellular component: endoplasmic reticulum membrane; peroxisomal membrane. Bases 7 to 1803 code for a protein of 598 amino acids.